This is a messenger RNA of Cyprinodon variegatus (sheepshead minnow), 1265 nucleotides long. It is a transcript of the gene stx3a, whose product is annotated as syntaxin-3-like. Gene Ontology annotation, biological process: exocytic insertion of neurotransmitter receptor to postsynaptic membrane; synaptic vesicle fusion to presynaptic active zone membrane; intracellular protein transport. The transcript has 10 exons. The record is from RefSeq and is a predicted model, not a curated record. The coding region runs from base 203 to 1060 and encodes 285 amino acids. Gene Ontology annotation, cellular component: postsynapse; synaptic vesicle; endomembrane system. NCBI's taxonomy places the organism in Eukaryota, Metazoa, Chordata, Actinopteri, Cyprinodontiformes, Cyprinodontidae. Gene Ontology annotation, molecular function: SNAP receptor activity; SNARE binding.
GGACCACAGGUUGUCUCAGAGGGAAGCAAUCUGGACAAUCUGUGGAAUAAUAACUCACUUCUUACAUUCCUGUUUGGGUCAGCAUCAGCUGUAUCAAAGCUUUAAGGGACUCGGUCAGAGGAAAUAUUAAAAAAUCAGAGCUGGUUUUAUUUUAUUUUAAUCAACAUUUUGCUGUUUGUCUGCUGAAUCAGUUCCUGGCAACAUGAAGGACCGCCUGGCCCAGCUGAAGGAGAAGAGCGAUCCUGGUGGAGAUGACAUCCAGGUUCCUGUGGAGAGUGAGGCUUUCAUGGACGACUUCUUUGCUCAAAUUGAAGAUAUUCGUACCUGCAUUGACAAGAUUGAUGAGAGCGUGACAGAAAUAAAGAAACUGUACUCCACCAUCCUGUCGGCCCCCACAUCCGACCAAAAAACCCAGGAUGAUGUUGAAACUCUCACCAAUGAGAUUAAAAAGUCAGCCAACAAUGCAAGAAACAAGCUGAAGAGUAUUGAGCGGCAGCUUGAGACGAACACAGAUGAAAGGGCCUCAGCAGACCUCAGGAUACGCAAAUCUCAGCAUGCAAUUCUGGCUAAAAAGUUUGUUGAGGUCAUGACAAAGUACAACGAGGCUCAGGUUGACUUCAGGGAUAAGAGCAAAGGAAGGAUUGCCCGGCAGCUCGAGAUCACGGGGAAGAAAACUACAGAUGAGGAGUUAGAGGAGAUGCUGGAGGGGGGCAAUUCUGCUGUCUUCACUGCUGGGAUUACAGAGUCAAAGAUCAACCAGCAGGCCCUGAAUGAGAUCGAGGCUCGUCAUAAAGACAUCAUGAGGUUGGAGAGCAGCAUUAAAGAGCUCCAUGACAUGUUUGUUGAUAUCGCCAUGCUGGUGGAGAACCAGGGAGGAAUGAUUGACAGAAUAGAGAGCAACAUGGACCAGUCUGUGGGGUUCGUGGAGAGGGCAGUGGCUGACACCAAGAAGGCUGCCAAGUUCCAACAGGAGGCGCGCAGGAAACAAAUGAUGAUCUUCUGCUGCUGCGUGAUUCUGGCCCUCAUCCUCGGCUCCUUUGUCUACAGCUUCUUCAAAUAGAGAUCUCUGUCUGAGGCCACUGAGGCCCACUUCAGCAGGAAACAGGGGAACGCUGUUAAAGGACUCUGCUCAGUGUCGCUCAAUUUAAAGAAAGAAAGGGAAAUACACGGGUAUAAAGCAUUACUUAUUUUUGAUCAAUCAUUUAUAUUUAAUUGUCUUUAUAAGCUUAUGUCAACCUUCCUAACCAGGGGUUGUCUCACCACAG